Messenger RNA from Vombatus ursinus (common wombat), 2406 nucleotides. It is a transcript of the gene ZNF783, whose product is annotated as zinc finger family member 783. Bases 28 to 1779 code for a protein of 583 amino acids. The record is from RefSeq and is a predicted model, not a curated record. The transcript has 7 exons. Lineage: Eukaryota; Metazoa; Chordata; Mammalia; Diprotodontia; Vombatidae. Gene Ontology annotation, biological process: regulation of DNA-templated transcription.
CCCGCCCGCGCGGGGCGCCGGGGGACCAUGGCCGAGGCGGCUCCGGCUCCGGCCCUUGAGCAAGAUAUACAGUCUGCAUCCUUGAGAGCUUUGCUGACCUCCCCAGCUCUGCAGGUGUCUCCUGAGAAGGACUCAUGCUUGCACUCUCCAGAGAUCACCCUGUGGACUGUGGUGGCUGCCAUUCAAGCUGUGGAAAAAAAGGUGGACUUGUGCCUGGCCCGAUUAUUCACCUUAGAGGGUCGGACAGGGACAGCAGAGAAAAAGCUGGCAGACUGUGAGAGGGUAGCUGUGGAGAUUGAAAACCAGCUGGAGGGCAGGUGGGCCGUGCUGGGCACCCUGCUCCAGGAGUACGGACUGCUGCAGAGGAGGCUGGAGAACAUGGAGAACCUGCUGAGAAACAGGAACUUCUGGAUCCUGCGGCUCCCCCCAGGCAGCAAGGGCGAGGUCCCCAAGGUGCCCCUGACGUUUGAUGAUGUGGCCGUGUAUUUUUCGGAGCAGGAGUGGGGGCAGCUGGAGGAGUGGCAGAAGGAGCUUUACAAGCAUGUGAUGAGGGGCAACUAUGAGAUGCUGGUCUCCCUGGACUAUGCUGUUUCCAAGCCUGAUAUUCUCUCUCAGAUCGAGCGAGGAGAAAAACCAUGCCAUAAGGACCAGUGGGGCUCAGAUGAGGAAGUGUCAUGUCCUGGAAAACUAAGUACUAACCUACCUUCUGCAGAGUAUAUUUCCAAGCAACUUCAACCUGCCCAAGAGGAAACAAAGGAAGAACCAGUUCUCACAGAUCCUCCAGACUCAGAAGCACAAGCAAGCCCAACUGAACCAAGCCUACCUGAGCCCCCCCAAGCUGGCAUCAAUGUUUUGUCCUCGAUUAAACAGGAGGAAGAACCACCAGAUGGGGAAGAAGCAUCAGUCUUCCCACAGAGGGAAAUCCUGCCCUACCUGAGACUUGAUGAUGAACUUGUGAGCAUCAAAACAGAGAGUCAAGUGGAUGAGGCACUUCCGCAGCAGCUAGACUUGGGGCAGGGCUCCAGCGAAGCAGAACACACAGUUCCUGCCGAAGGCAGAGAAGACACAGCAGAGCCAAGUGAGCACCCCCGCCCUGGUCUCCCAAAGGGUCGGGUGAGGGAGAAGCCCCCACCUCCUGCUGCUAGUGAGCCACCUCGUGUCCUCCCACGCCGGAGAGAGCGGGCCUUCCCGUGUCCAGACUGUGGUCAGAGCUUCAGGCUGAAGAUCAACCUGACCAUUCACCAGCGGAGCCACUUGGAGGAUGAGGACUGGGCAGUCCAGGGCAGCUGGCCAGACACGUGGGGAGGGCCUCCUGCCUCCUUGGAGCCAGGUGAGGUGGUGGUGCCUGGCCCCAUCGUCCAGUGGCUCCCCGACGAGGCAGAGAGCCACCAGGCCCUGGCUGGGAGGCCGUGCCAGGAGCAGCGGCCUUCAUCCACCCGGACGUCCAGGCUUUACCACUGCAGCGAGUGCCUGCGCUUGUUUGAGCAGCGGAAGAGCCUUUUGCUGCACCAGCGCCUGCACACAGGCAACAGCCGGGGCUGUCCCACUUGCUCCUAUUGUGGCAAGGGUUUCCGGCGACCCUCAGAUUUAUUCCGGCAUCAGCGCAUCCAUACUGGUGAACGGCCCUACCAGUGCUCUGAGUGUGGUAGGACUUUCAAUCGCAAUCACCACCUGGCUGUCCACAUGCAAACCCACUCCAGAAAGCAUCAGGAUAGUCCUCACUGUGCCAAAAAAGGAAGCCUGGCCCUGGCCCGCCCCAGCCGUGCUGAGGAAGGUUGAGCCCAAAGGGCCCCUGGGGUGGGGUAAACUCUUCACCUUCCAGUAGGGCCCUCCAGCACCUGUAGUGGCAAGAGCCUGAUGUCUUCAUGCUGCUGCUCGACAUGGAGAAUGGUGAAGCCCAUUAUCUCCACCUGCCUGGCAUUGUUCUCUCUGUUUCACAGAACUCUUGCCCUAGGACAAUUUAGGGAAGGUUUUCUUUUUUUUUGUACUAGAACAUUGGGCAGGUGACACAUAAUUGGAAUCAUGAGUGUGGUCAGACACCUACAUUUUCUAUUCUGUAAGUCUGCUAUCUGUCCCUCGGGGUCACUGAGCCUGGAGGGUCAAAAGAGAUGGAAAUGGGCUCUUGGGGGGAGGGAGUCCUUAGCACUGGGCCCAAUUGGUAGGCCGGGACCUAGGUGUGCAAAUUGGCCCCUCUCACAAGCCCCACUGUAACCCACCUUGGCACUUCCUCACUCCCCUUCCAUGGACUUCCCACUGAAGCUCUGAAAUGGGCCCAGGUACUAUUUUGUAUACUCGGGCCUCCAGAGCAAUGUGCAUUUGGGUUUAUAGUGUCCCUGAGGAAAAUCACUGUCAUGAUUUUUCCUUUUUUGUUGUUCUGAUAUAUUUGUCUUGAAUUUCUUUUUCCAA